AUGGCCUACAACAUCUUUUACACGCGUCUCAGUCGAACAAGUCAGGCUAUCGCCGCAAGUCCUGAAAACCAAGCGACAUUGAGCAUUGAUCUCGGUAUUCGGAGUGUCAGACUUUGUCUGGAUUGUCUCCAUCUUGUUCAGAAGAACAGACCCCCUGUCCCAGUACCCUAUCAUCUGUCGCAAGUGAAGGAUGACUUUGACUUUAACCUUCCUGUCCACAUCGACAUGUUUGGAGCGGACAGGGACCCAUGGCGCUGCCUCUACGCAGAGGAGAGCAAAAGGACAGUCCCGGCUAAGCUCCUCUUUGUCGUCAUUCGCAUAAGUGAGCUGCGGCACCGCAACAAUUUUGAUGACAGGAGUGUUGCUGAUCGAUAUAUGCGAUGCAUUCCGCAGCUUAGGGCGUUCUUUGCCCUGCAUGACGCGCAUACCGAAGCGGAACAAGAGGAGGCUAUCGCUCGCGGGCUCCAAGCAUUUGAUUGCUUGCUUCAAAGUCUCAAAAUUGCUGCUAAUGCUCUGGCCGUGAGGAAGAAAUAUUCAAUUAAAAAGGUGGCAUUUUCUGUUCCAAUGUAUUGGGACGAGUGGAUGAUCCAUCACCUUCAGACAAGGAUUCAGGCGGUUUGGAAUACGGUUCCGCUGGAGGAUAUCCUCGUUUACCAUGACUCGGAGGCUCUGCUGCAACUUUUCGAAUAUCAAGGCUGCUUCCGUGUACAAAGCAACACCCAGUUUGUUUCAGUACACUAUAGUGGUCAUAUUCUGCAAGCGACCACCGUGCUCGUUCGACCAAUUAGGAACCAGAAACCCGAGGUUUUGCGCUCCGAUUGGUCCUUUUCGGAACAUGGCGGAUUGCUGGCAUAUAAAGCUGCUCUCCGGACGGAGCUAUACCGAAUCAUCGAACAAAAGACGAGCAACGAUACAGAGAAGGACCAGCUCGUGUCUAGCGCUCUACAAUACUUUGAAUCAAAUAUCCAAGCAACCGUUGGAACAGGUUCAUUGCAACUGACUGCAGCGACCGACCGUAAUCGGAGCAUGACUAUCUCUGUUGACCGCGCUUUCAACCAGCGAGCCCAUCGCCAGUACCUUGCCAACCCAGUCACCCAACUCAUUAAGCAGUUGAAGAUUCUUAACCGAGAUCGACUGCUGCAAAGUCCACCGCGCGACAUUUGCCUCCUCCUCACCGGCGACACAUUUCGCCAUGAGCCUUCGCGCCAACGAGUCGAAAUAGCCGCUCAAGAACUCAACAUGACUGUGCGGUUCCCAGAACAAGAGCUGGAACAGGCCAAGAAACCAAUUAGUUCGCGCCAACUGAUGUGCUUUGGUGCGGCCAUCGCCGUCAGACAGCUCCCCACGGUAUCCGAGUAUUUUGAUACUGUGGCGCUGGGUAUUGCGCUGGGCGAUCCCGCCAAUCCUAGUGAGCUAAUCAAUCUACCCUGGAUUGACAGGGAAACUAUCCAGGGCCAUGUAGACAUUCAGAGUUCAUCUCCAGAACACGCUGAUGCGUGGCUAGUAUGUCGUCCGCGAAGUCGUCUCCCGAGUACUGUCACUCCACUCUUCAACAGCUACACUGUUAUGUCUAGUCUCGGACGCCUACGAACUGGUCGCUAUACUAUGCGUGUCUUAACAUCAACACACCAGCCUCAGGGUGAACCGGUAGAGAAUGAAAUGGUACUGCUCUACAACCGCGCCUCUAUGGCGGAGGCUGGAACCACCCGCUGGAAAGUCCGAAUGAGCACAGACUGUCACCUGUCGCUCGACUUGCAGAUUCAAGACGAUGUACUACACAUCAAAGGGCAGCCGCUUGAGGAUUGGGCUCAGAAUGUCAGAGGGAAACGAAGCUAUGCUGCAUGGGUCGCGACGAACAAGGAUCCUGCGUAUCGGUACUGGGAGACUCGUACGAGAUUACCGACUCUCACGUGGGAUGCAGGCCGAGGAAGGCUGUCUAUUCGUAGCACGGGAGCGGAAAGACGAGUACUACGCCCUACCUCAGCGCGCCAGAGACGCGCAGUGUGCGUAGGGGCGCAGUGUCCGGUUAGUAGACGACGGCGAGGUGGAACGCCAACAUGUCCAUGCGGCCGGUUGGCUUUACCCCGAGGGAUCUGA
Molecule: messenger RNA, 2097 nt
Organism: [Torrubiella] hemipterigena
Lineage: Eukaryota; Fungi; Ascomycota; Sordariomycetes; Hypocreales; Clavicipitaceae
Source: the annotation of a GenBank genome assembly